This is a messenger RNA of Drosophila grimshawi, 1819 nucleotides long. RefSeq names its product putative mediator of RNA polymerase II transcription subunit 12. The annotation marks the transcript as partial. The record is from RefSeq and is a predicted model, not a curated record. The transcript has a single exon. Lineage: Eukaryota; Metazoa; Arthropoda; Insecta; Diptera; Drosophilidae.
ACUCUAAAUCAAGCUACUCUGCUCCCGCCGCUCCAAGUUAUUCAGCACCAAAGGCUCCCACAUAUUCAGCCCCCGCAGCUCCGAGCUAUUCAGCGCCUGCUGCACCAAGCUAUUCAGCGCCUGCUGCACCAAGUUAUUCAGCACCUGCUGCACCAAGUUAUUCAGCACCUGCUGCACCAAGCUAUUCAGCGCCUGCUGCACCAAGUUAUUCAGCACCUGCUGCACCAAGCUAUUCAGCACCUGCCGCUCCAAGCUAUUCAGCACCGGCUGCACCAAGCUAUUCAGCACCUGCCGCUCCAAGCUAUUCAGCGCCUGCUGCACCAAGUUAUUCAGCACCUGCUGCUCCGAGCUAUUCAGCACCGGCUGCACCAAGCUAUUCAGCACCAGCUGCACCAAGCUAUUCAGCACCUGCCGCUCCAAGCUAUUCAGCGCCUGCUGCACCAAGUUAUUCAGCACCUGCUGCACCAAGCUAUUCAGCACCAGCUGCGCCAAGUUAUUCAGCACCUAAGGGCCCCUCAUAUUCAGCACCAGCUCAAAGUUAUUCAGCACCUGCCGCUCCAAGCUAUUCAGAACCAGCUCAAAGUUAUUCUGCACCAGCCUCUCCAAGCUAUUCAGCACCAGCUCAAAGUUAUUCUUCACCAGCCUCUCCAAGCUAUUCAGCACCAGCUGCGCCAAGUUAUUCAGCACCAGCCGCUCCGAGCUAUUCAGCACCAGCUGCACCAAGCUAUUCAGCACCAGCCGCUCCGAGCUAUUCAGCACCUAAGGGCCCCUCAUAUUCAGCACCUGCCGCUCCAAGCUAUUCAGCACCAGCUCAAAGUUAUUCAGCACCUGCUGCUCCGAGCUAUUCAGCACCAGCUGCGCCAAGUUAUUCAGCACCAGCCGCUCCGAGCUAUUCAGCACCAGCUGCACCAAGCUAUUCAGCACCAGCCGCUCCGAGCUAUUCAGCACCUAAGGGCCCCUCAUAUUCAGCACCUGCCGCUCCAAGCUAUUCAGCACCAGCUCAAAGUUAUUCAGCACCUGCUGCUCCGAGCUAUUCAGCACCAGCUGCGCCAAGUUAUUCAGCACCAGCCGCUCCGAGCUAUUCAGCACCAGCUGCACCAAGCUAUUCAGCACCAGCCGCUCCGAGCUAUUCAGCACCUAAGGGCCCCUCAUAUUCAGCACCUGCCGAUCCAAGCUAUUCAGCACCAGCUCAAAGUUAUUCAGCACCAGCUGCGCCAAGUUAUUCAGCACCUAAGGGCCCCUCAUAUUCAGCACCUGCCGCCCCAAGCUAUUCAGCACCAGCUCAAAGUUAUUCAGCACCAGCCGCUCCAAGCUAUUCAGCAUCUAAGGGUCCCUCAUAUUCAGCACCUGCCGCUCCAAGCUAUUCAGCACCAGCUCAAAGUUAUUCAGCACCUGCCGCUCCAAGCUAUUCAGCACCAGCUCAAAGUUAUUCUGCACCAGCUGCUCCAAGCUAUUCAGCACCAGCCGCUCCGAGCUAUUCAGCACCUAAGGGUCCCUCAUAUUCAGCACCAGCUCAAAGUUAUUCAGCACCUGCCGCCCCAAGCUAUUCCGCACCUAAGGCUCCUGUGUAUUCAGUUCCAGUUGCUCCUAGUUACUCUGCCCCUGCUGCUCCUAGUUAUGCAGCUCCUAAAAGGCCAACAUAUUCAGCGCCAGUUGCACCCAGCUACGCAGCUCCCCCGGCUGCCGCAUAUGCAGCACCGAAGUCUGCUGGAUACUCUGCACGCAUGUUUAGUCCGAUGCUGAUGUCAGCGCGAACAUCCAGCUAUGGCCCGGCAUCAGCUGGCUACGGAGGAUCAUCAAUUCCGGCACCACCUUGCCC